AUGCAAAGUCACCUCAUCCUAACAGAGAGGAAAAUGAAAGAUGAAAGUCCUUUAACUGCUGCUUGUAGGAGUACAGGAAGCAAAGGAAGAAUGGAGUCGACAAAGGAAUCUCGUGAUCACGUUCUUUUGGAUAUUCCUGUCACUAGAGAGCAGAUGAAUCACUAUCGAGCUGCAGCUGAAACUGCUCAGAGUGAACUUGCAGCACUUUCAGUGAAGUAUGAUUGUGCCCAAUCAGAGCUUCUUGAACUCAGGUCCAGAAUGGUCUCUAAAGAAGCCUCUUUUCAAGAGCUGAAGGCUGAAGCUGAAAGCUACAAGGAAAACAAUGCUAGACAGAUGUCUCGCCUCCUGUCUUUGCAAACACGAAUUCAGGAGAUGGAGGAAGAGGCAUGUGUGCUCGCCAGUUCUAAAAACCAGGCUGAGCUGACAGCUCAGGCAGCAUUCAAGGAAAACUGGGAGCUGAAGGAGGACCUUCAUGAGCAAAAUGCCAAACUUAAUAAAUAUUUGAAUGAAUGUGAAGAAAGCAUAACUCAAGCUUCUAAAAUCAACAGAAAGCAUGAAGAACUCCUUACACAGCUUUCUGGAUUCUUGAACACAGACAUCAGAGAAAAAGAGGAACCACAGGAACAUUUAAUGACAAAGGUAUCUGAAAUAUGUAAAGAAAAUCUGACACUAAAAGACCAGGUUGCUGCUCUUCAAGAAGCUAUCAAUGUCCAUGAGAUGGAGUCCAAAGCCAGUAGAGAAACUAUCAUGAGGCUAGUUUCAGAAGUGGCCAAGGAGCAGAAAAAGGCAGCAGGAUAUUAUCAAGACAUGGAAAAACUUAGUAAGGAUCUUGACAGUGCUAUAGUAGGGAGACAGAGUUUGGAGAUGGAGAUCAGAAACCUUCAAGAUAAACUGACUGCUAACCAGAAAGCUUUGGAUGCCUCAAAGAGGGAACUGCACAAUCUGAAGAAAUCUUCCAGUGAGCUGGAUGGAAGCUUGAAGAGCAGCAGAGAAGAGGCCAGGACUGCUCAGAGCUCUUUAGUGGCUUUUAAAGAGCAAAUUGCUACCCUACUCAGCAGCGGAUCUGCAAUAGUUAAACCUUCUGAGAAGGCCAUUUUGGAGAGGAUCCAAGAAAUAAAUUGCAAAGAGGAGAGUAAAGAAAUAAUGGUAUCUCAGCUUGAAACCCAAAUAGCUAAAUUGACUGAAGCUUUGCAAAAUCAGACCAGAUUGUAUCAAGAAGCUCUGGAGAGGAGCAGGAAAGCUGAAAAAUGUUCUGAGACUUUCCAGGAUCAGCUGAAACACUUGGAAGAGGAAUUACUGUCUGUGGAUCUGAUGCAAGAUGGUUUGAAGCUUGAGAAACAAAAAUAUCUGAAAUUUCUGGAGCAACUUAAUGAGAAGAUGAAGCUGGAUAGCCUAGCAGCAGAAGUUGGAUUUGAUAUGAAUGUGGAUGCGAUUCUAGCCCGGGUAGAGCAGUUAGUGAAACUGGAAGGUGAUGCAGUGAUUGAAAACAAGACUAUGGCAUAUAGCCUAAGAAGGAAGUUGAAGGCUCAGAAAGAAAAACUUGAAAGCAAAGAGCUGCACAUGAACCUUCUGCGGCAGAAAAUAACCCAGCUGGAAGAAGAGAAGCAAGUAAGAACUGACUUAGCUGUGGAGAGGGAUGAGGCCAAUCUUACUGUCAGAAAGUUACAUAAAAUGGUAGAGAGAUUACAGAAGCAGCUUGAUCUGGCAAGGGAAACGAAUACUGAUCUCAAAGCCAAGCUGUCUGAAACCAAUGAACUUAAGAUCAAAAAUUUGGAGCAGAACAGAACAAUAGAAGAACUCAAUAAGUCUCAAGGCAAGUUGGAAAGAAUGAAAGAAAAGGCUGAGAAACAGCUUACCUCUGUCAAAUCAGAACUUCUUUUAAAGGAGCGUAAAGCUACUGAAGAUAAAGAAAAAAGCAAAAGUAUGUUAGAAGCAGUUACGAGUGAGCUGAAGGUGCUUAAAACAACGCUUGCAGAAUUAGCAAAAAGGGAGAGACAGCUGGCAGAUUUCCGAGAGGUGGUCUCGCGGAUGCUGGGCCUCAACAUUGCCAGCCUGGCUCUUCCUGACUAUGAAAUUAUUACAUGUCUUGAAGGGUUGAUUCACUCUCAUCAGCACCACUACUUCCCCUGUGUCUGCCUCAAAGACCUGGCAAGGGCACCAGAGGAACACUCGCAAAGAAACUUACAGCUUCUUCACUGA
Molecule: messenger RNA, 2199 nt
Organism: Phaethon lepturus (White-tailed tropicbird)
Lineage: Eukaryota; Metazoa; Chordata; Aves; Phaethontiformes; Phaethontidae
Gene: CCDC170
Product: coiled-coil domain containing 170
Exons: 12
Coding region: 1-2199 (732 amino acids)
Source: RefSeq, a predicted model, not a curated record